Messenger RNA from Coregonus sp. 'balchen', 44404 nucleotides. The record is from the annotation of a GenBank genome assembly. NCBI's taxonomy places the organism in Eukaryota, Metazoa, Chordata, Actinopteri, Salmoniformes, Salmonidae.
AUGAACAGUCAGGAAAGUGUGGCAGGAUGCCACCUGGACGACGUCCAUGAAAACCACGCCUGUCCCAAACCCUUCGCCGCUUCUAAAUCCAUCGACCUUAUUCUCCAAUCUUUCUGGAAGGACGAAGUCAGGGUGGACGAUACCAGAAUGGCAAGCUAAAUUAUCUUUAAGAAACCGUUAUACCUCCUGAGUAGUUUUAGGCUAGGUUCUGUAUUUAUUUAUAGUCAUUAAAAUAUUAGCUACACCUGUGCUCGAGACAUGUAGGCUGGCUAACAUAUCCCAGGCUUUGAAUUGAACUUGCUGGUGAUGAUGCUCGUGGAUCAUGACUGUUCUGGGACUGAUGUUCGGUUGGUUUGUCAUCUCAACAAGGGUAUGAGGAUUCAACCAGGGAUGUGCAGCGGAGGGACCGAGCAGCAACGAGGAUGUAAAACUGGAGACGUCAACGAAAAUAUUGUUUGUCUGCAAUCUCAGGAUGAAACGGGACGGGUGUGUCCUGGAAGCCCAGCACUAGCGACAGACACGCGGCUAUCCUCCUGUUCCACAGCAGGUAAAGUCCAAAGAAAGCAUUGUAUAUUUAUUCUAUAAGGUUUUCAAGGUAGGCUACAAGAGAUGAAUGAAGACAAACGAAUAAUGUAUCCCCUUCACACAGGAGCGCUUAUAUCUGAUUCUGAAGUGUUGGUGCAUGUGUGGUGAUACAAUGUAGCUAAGUUUACAGUGCGCAUACAAUUUACACUAACAUCCCACAUUAACUUUAAAUUAACAAUUUAAGAGCAGCCAUAAGAAAGCACAUAGAUGCUUAAUAUAAAUCAUGUAUAGUCCUGAUGUAGCCUACAUGUGAUUGUUUUUCUAUAGGCCCCACUCUGAGAGUUAUUAAACAUGACAUUUUUUAUUUCCCUUGAUGACCCAGAUUUAAUUGGUUAUUUCUCAGCUCAUCAGCCAUAGGUUUCAGGGUUGAUUUUUCAUUUGACUGGGUGACCCUCAUAAUCUUAGCCAGCAAAGCUGCUCCCUAUUCACAUUCAUCCAUUAUGGAGAGUCAUUGACAUGCAUGCACACCAGUAUUCCAAUAUGACACCAAGUGUGGAAAUACAAGAUGUGAGUCUUUUAAACCUUUUGCAUCAUGUUAUCUGAAGUAGGCCUAAGUAAUUGUUUGUAAAUGUUGGCACCCUUUCCCCUCAAUAUAAUUAGCGAAGUUUCCAAAAUGUGAAUGCAUUUUUGCUAAUAAAUGACUAUUGCAUCUUUUGAGCAGUCUGACUCAACAUAGGUCUUGUAGUGGACGUGGAGACAGUAUUGCAUUUUAGGACCAAUUGAGUGUGCCUUUACUUUAGACACAUGUUGGAUAGUUAGGCAAAAUGUUUUCAGAGUGGCGACAACAAACAUCCCCCUGAAUGAAAUAAAUGUAUCUCUGAGUACAGUAUCGAUUAUAUUGCAGCACUUUCCCCAUCCCAGACACAAAAGUCUGUCCAAAAAAUAGACGUUAUUUAUUUAGUAAGCUUCAGCAGCCUCUGGCAAGAUUUAGCUCCUCCAUAAAAGCGAAUCGAACCAAUGGGGGUGUUUUUGUCUUCUGCUCUAAAACACAAAAAUGUCCUCCAAGAAACGCUGAAGCUGUAAAUUGACUACUGUGUGUGACCUUGCAUGAUUUUUUCUGCGAUAAAUCCAGGUUAUCUGGGGUGAAUGAAAAUGUCCUUGAAGGUUGAGUGUGAUGUGAGAGUAGCUCUGUUCAAGGGGAACCAAUGAUGAUGUUGUCUUUCCAGACCGUGAACCAAGCAGUGGCAGUUACAACGUCUCCACUGGAACUGGAACCUUUUACAGCUGCGUCAGUCAGAUCACCAUCGGUAAUUGCACUUUACAGAAUGUCUUACCCUAUAUCCAAAAGAGACCGCAAGGGGAGGCUAUUGUCACGAUCGUUAUAUGGAGUAGACCAAUGCGCAGAGUUAGUUGCAAACAUAUUAUUUAUUUAAUGAAUGCACGAACAAAACAACAAAACGAAAACGUGACGUCCUCGGUAUAACACAACCGACACGGCAACAAACCAAAACGGAACAAGAUCCCACAAACACAAAGGGAAAACCGACAGUUGAAAUAUGGCUCCCAAUCAGAGACAACCAGCAACAGCUGACACUCGUUGCCUCUGAUUGGGAGCCACUCUGGCCAACAUAGAAAUAGCACCCAUAGAAUACACCAUAGAACAAAAACACAUAGAACUUACACACCCUGGCUCAACAUAUAGAGUCCCCAGAGCCAGGGUGUGACAGUACCACCCCCCCCAAAGGCGCGGACUGCGACCGCGCCUGAACAUCAACAAACCAGGGGAGGGCUGGGUGGGCAUUCCUCCUCGGAGGCGGUUCCGGCUCCGGGCUAGACCACCACCCUCUAAUAAUCCCCCCGUAGCGCCCCUGGUCCGGUCUGGCCCCGCUGGCUGGAGCUGAACUGGACAUCGUAGGAGCGGAUAGCUUCAGCUCCGGUGUGGAGCAGCUGACCGGUACCUGACCAGGCACCGGUGACCCAGGCACGGGUUGUGCCGGACUGACGACGCACACCCCUGGCUUGGUGCGUGGAGCAGGAACGGGCCGGACCGGGCUGACGAUGCGCACCCCUGGCUUGGUGCGUGGAGCAGCUACGGGCCGGACCGGGCUGACAAUGCGCACCCCUGGCUUGGUGCGUGGAGCCGGAACGGGCCUUACCGGGCUGACGACUCGCACCCCUGGCUUGGUGCGUGGAGCAGCAACGGGCCGGACCGGGCUGACGAUGCGCACCCCUGGCUUGGUGCGUGGAGCCGGAACGGGCCUUACCGGGCUGACGACUCGCACCCCUGGCUUGGUGCGUGGAGCAGCAACGGGCCGGACCGGGCUGACGAUGCGCACCCCUGGCUUGGUGCGUGGAGCAGGAACGGGCCUUACCAGGCUGACGUCUCGCACCCCUGGCUUGGUGCGAGUAGCAGGAACAGGCCGGGCCGGGCUGGCGACGCGCACCGUAGGCUUGGUGCGAGUGGCAGGAACAGGCCGGGCCGGGCCGGCGACGCGCACCGUAGGCUUGGUGCGAGUAGCAGGAACAGGCCGGGCCGGGCUGGCGACGCGCACCGUAGGCUUGGUGCGAGUGGCAGGAACAGGCCGGGCCGGGCUGGCGACGCGCACCGUAGGCUUGGUGCGAGUGGCAGGAACAGGCCGGGCCGGGCUGGCGACGCGCACCGUAGGCUUGGUGCGAGUGGCAGGAACAGGCCGGGCCGGGCUGGCGACGCGCACCGUAGGCUUGGUGCGAGUGGCAGGAACAGGCCGGGCCGGGCUGGCGACGCGCACCGUAGGCUUGGUGCGAGUGGCAGGAACAGGCCGGGCCGGGCUGGCGACGCGCACCGUAGGCUUGGUGCGAGUGGCAGGAACAGGCCGGGCCGGGCUGGCGACGCGCACCGUACACUUGGUGCGAGGAGCAGGAACAGGCCGGGCCGGGCUGGCGACGCGCACCGUACACUUGGUGCCAGGGGCAGGAACAGGCCGGACCGUACUGGGAACACACACCACUGGCCUUAAACGGGAAUCAGGAACGGGCCGGACCGGACUGGCAAUACACCUCAGUACCUCUCGCCGCGCCUCUACAUCUUCCUUCCCUCCUCUCACCAAUGGCUCCCGUAACCUGGUGGCCUUCUGAAUUCGCCCCUUGUCUGCCUCCGUCAGCCCCGUCGUCCAUGCCCUGUGCCCCCCCCUAAAAAUGUUUUGGGGUUGCCUCUCGUCCGUCCGACGACGACACUGAUUACGCCGUUGCUCCUCUCUCCGUCACGCCUCUACCGUCUCCUUCCAUGGCCGGCGAUCCAUCCCGGCCUGGAUUUCCUCCCAGGUCCAGGACCCCUGCCCGUCCAAGAUCUGCUCCCACGUCCAGGCUGCCUGCUCCUGGACACGCUGCUUGGUCCAGUGUUGGUGGGAUCUUCUGUCACGAUCGUGAUAUGGAGUAGACCAAUGUGCAGCGUUAGUUGCAAACAUAUUAUUUAUUUAAUGAAUGCACGAACAAAACAACAAAAAGAAAACGUGACGUCCUCGGUAUAACACAACCGACACGGCAACAAACCAAAACGGAACAAGAUCCCACAAACACAAAGGGAAAACAGACAGUUGAAAUAUGGCUCCCAAUCAGAGACAACCAGCAACAGCUGACACUCGUUGCCUCUGAUUGGGAGCCACUCUGGCCAACAUAGAAAUAGCACCCAUAGAAUACACCAUAGAACAAAAACACAUAGAACUUACACACCCUGGCUCAACAUAUAGAGUCCCCAGAGCCAGGGUGUGACAGCUAUAUUUGGUUUGGUGGGAAAAAGUCACGCUGAAACUUUCAGAAAUGUGUGGAAAAUAGACCCUGUGUGAAAACGGUGACCAAGCCAAGAAAUCAACCAAAAAUAAGUCUAUCCUUUAUCAGGUAGAAGUACACAAGAGCCAAUAUCAUGCAUAUUUUAUACCUGCACAUGAACAAUUCCUCAGGUGCUGUAUGUGGAGUUCUUGACAAUGAAAUUGAUAUAGAGUAGCCUAGAUAAAAAGCUAAUGUUAAUGGCUGCAUGGAUGAGUUUUUGACCAAGCACAAGUCGUUCACAGAUUGAUCAUUCUAAAUGUAGCCCACAUGCUUUACCUUGAGACAAAUCAAUAGCCUUCCUCAAAAAGCUACCUUCAGAGGAGUCAAUAUACCGCCUGGACGAGCGUGAUUUAAAAGCUUUCCCCAUUGUUUGGCCAGAAUAGGGUAAUCAGCAUUAGUAUGGGUCCCCUAAAGCACUAAUGGAAGAUCAGUCUCCCCUAAUUCAACCCUAACGGUUUGUUCUAGUCUUUACUGUAGUAAGUGCUGUUGAAAAUUGGAAAUGAAUAAGCGUAUUAUAACCAUGGACAAUUCCUGGAUUACAAGCAAAUGGUGUUCUAAAGUGAUGAUCUACAUCUAAUCAAAUUUAUUGAAUUGAUUUAUUGAUGCAGAAUAUUAGCCUGGUCAAACAUACUGACUGCUGCACUCACCAUUGUUUGACUUCACUUAUUGACCAGGCCAGCUGAUCACAGCCCAUGAUGAAUCCAGAUACACUUCUAUUUUACUGUAAACAAAUUGACAACAGACUUUCAGCAUGGGCUAUGAGGUCGAAGGAGUUGUCCGUAGAGCUCAGAGACAGGAUUGUGUCGAGGCACAGAUCUGGGGAAGGGUACCAACACAUUUCUGUAGCAUUGAAGGUCCCCAAGAACACAGUGGCCUCCAUCAUUCUUAAACGGAAGAAGUUUGGAACCACCAAGACACUUCCUAGAGCUGGCCACCCGGCCAAACUUAGCAAUCGGGGGAGAAGGGCCUUCGUCCGGGAGGUGACCAAGAACCCGAUGGUCACUCUGACAGAGCUUCAGAGUUCCUCUGUGGAGAUGGGAAAACCUUCCAGAAGGACAACCAUCUCUGCAGCACUCUACCAAUCAGGCCUUUAUGGUAGAGUGGCCAGACGGAAGCCACUCCUCAGUAAAAGGCACAUAACAGCCUGCUUGGAGUUUGCCAAAAGGCACCUAAAGGACUCUCAGACCAUGAGAAACAAGAUUCUCUGGUGUGAUGAUACCAAGAUUGAACUCUUUGGCCUGAAUGCCAAGCGUCACGUCUGGAGGAAACCUGGCACCAUCCCUAGGGUGAAGCAUGGUGGUGGCAGCAUCAUGCUGUGGGGAUGUUUUUCAGCGGCAGGGACUGGGAGACUAGUCAGGAUCGAGGGAAAGAUGAACGGAGCAAAGUACAGAGAGAUCCUUGAUGAAAACCUGCUCCAGAGCACUCAGGACCUCAGACUGGGGUGAAGGUUCACCUUCUAACAGGACAACGACCCUAAGCACACAGCCAAGACAAUGCAGGAGUGGCUUUGGGACAAGUCUCUGAAUAUCCUUGAGUGGCACAGCCAAAGCCCGGAUAUGAACCCCAUCGAACAUCUCUGGAGAGACCUGAAAAUAGCUGUGCAGCGACGCUCCCCAUCCAACCUGACAGAGCUUGAGAGGAUCUGCAGAGAAGAAUGGGAGAAACUCCCCAAAUACUGGUGUGCCAAGCUUGUAGCAUCAUACCCAAGAAGACUUGAUGCUGUAAUCGCUGCCAAAGGUGCUUCAACAAAGUACUGAGUGAAGGGUCUGAAUACUUAUGUAAAUGUGAUAUUUCCAUUUUUUUUUUUUAUAAAUUAGCAAAAUUUAUAACAACCUGUUUUUGCUUUGUCAUUAUGGGGUAUUGUGUGUAGAUUGGUGAGGGGGAAAAAACAAUUUAAUCACUUUUAGAAUAAGGCUGUAACGUAACAAAAUGUGGAAUAGGUCAAGGGGUCUGAAUAUUUUCUGAAGACACUGUGUGGUAGUCGAGUAGUGGCCUGAGGGAACACACUUAAUGUGUUGUGAAAAGUGUUAGGAAAUGUAAUUUCAUGUAAUAUGUUGCCUUAAUGCAACAUUAUAUAUAUAUAUAUAUAUAUAUUUUAUAUUUUUAUAUUUGUGUAUUGUUGUGAAUUGUUAGAUACUACUGCACUGUUGGAGCUAGGAACACAAGCAUUUCACUACAAUAUGUGAAUGUGACCAAUACAAUUUGAUUUGAUUUAAUGUUGCUGGACCCCAGAAAGAGUAGCUGCUGCAUAAUGGGGAUCCUUAGUAAAUACCAAAUAAUACAAAUCUAGCCCAAUUCUAGGCACCUGCAUUGUAGUGUACCUUGGUCCCUCUAAGAGGCAGGAAGUGCUGGCGGUGGGGAUCUGGGCCUCACGUUCCUCAGAGAGCUAGGCAGGGCAUUUUUUUGUGAUGACUGCGACAGAGAUGUUGCUUAGAACACACUGUAUCAUUCAAACGGCUCGUUGCAUGGAUGGUUUUAGAGGACACCCUGAAGCACACGCAGGUGGUGUGGAUUACCUUGUAUGCUAUAGCAUUUCAAGUGGUAUACAGUUGCAAUGGCAAUGGAGAUUGAGAUUUCCCAGGGACCCACUACGUUUGCAAUGAUAAGAAUAAAGAUUUAUGUUAAUGAAUAAAUAGUAGUAAUAAAGUUGCCACCCGAAGAAGCUAAACUUUUUUCCUACAUUAAUUACAUUUUAGCACUUGCUUCAGUGUAAUAUAUACCCUUCUAUAAAAAUGCAAUGAAUAAUGUAUUACUGUCUACUGAUGCUUUACACAGCAUUAAUACGAAGGCUGCUAGCAACACCAAAUACAAAGUGCCCCUGGUUCCUGGUCUCCAAAUGUAUGUUUUGAGAUGUCCUGUGUAGACCAAGCAGAAAUGCGUCCAGCUGCCAGAUUCAUGCUCUGUCUUAUUGAGCGUACUGUGCUUCUUUCUCAGUUAAAGAUUUGCUGCUGAUGUGUACUAAAAGUAUGUGGAUACCUGCUCGUCGAACAUUCAUUCCAAAAUCAUGGACAUUAAUAUGGAGUCGGUCCCCUCUUUGCUGCUAUAAUAGCCUCCAUUCUUCUGGGAAGGCUUUCCACUAGAUUUUGGAACAUUGCUGUGGGGACUUCCUUCCAUUUAGUCACCAGCAUUAGUGAGGUCGGGCAAUGAUGUUGGGCAAUUAGGCCGGCUCGCAGUCGGCAUUCCAAUUAAUCCUGAAGGUGUUCGAUGGGGGUUGAGGUCAGGGCUCUGCAAGCCAGUCAAGUUCUUCCACACCGAUCUCGACCAAACAUUUCUGUAUGGACCUCACUUUGUGCACGGGAGCAUUGUCAUGCUGAAACAUGAAAGGGCCUUCUCCAAACUGUUGCCACAAAGUUGGAAGCACAGAAUCGUCUAGAAUGUCAUUGUAUGCUGUAGCGUUAAGAUGUCCCUUCACUGGAACGAAGGGCCUAGCCCGAACCAUGAAAAACAGCCUUAGACCAUUAUUCCUGCUUCACCAAACUUUACAGUUGGCACUAUGCACCCAGGCAGGUAGCGUUCUCCUGGCAUCCGCCAAACCCAGAUUCAUCCGUCGGACUGCCAGACAGUGAAGCUUGAUUCAUCACUCCAGAGAACGCGUUUCCACUGCUCCAGAAUCCAAUGGCUGCGAGCUUUACACCACUCCAGCCCACACUUGGCAUUGCGCAUGGUGAUUUUAGGAUUGUGUGGGGCUGCUCGGCCAUGGAAACCCAUUUCAUGAAGCUCCCAACAAACAGUUAUUGUGCUGACGUUGCUUCUAGAGGCAGUUUGGAACUCGGUAAUGAGUGUUGCAACCAAUGUCAGACAAUUUAUACACGCUACGUGCUUCAGCACUCUGUGGUCCCGUUCUGUGAGCUUGUGUGCCCUACCACUUCACGGCUGAGCCGUUGUUGCUCCUAGACGUUUCCACUUCACAAUAACAGCACUUACAGUUGACCGGGGAAACUCUAGCAGGGCAGAAAUUUGACCAGCUGACUUGUUGGAAAGGUGGCAUCCUAUGACAGCGCCACUUUGAAAGUCACUGAGCUCUUCAGUAUGGGCCAUUCUACUGCCAAUGUUUGUCUGUGGAGAUUGCAUGGACGUGUGCUCGAUUUUAUACACCUGUCAGCAACGGGUGUGGCUGAAAUAGCCGGAUCCACUAAUUUGAAGUAGUGUAUCUUAUAAAUGUGCUGGGGUAGUGUCUCCAGAAAAGCUAAAGAAGGCUUCCCUCCUCUCUGUGGUGUGCUGCCUGUUGAGCCUGGACAGAGGGAGAGAGAGACAUCUUCCCUCCUCUCUGUGGUGUGCUGCCCGUUGAGCCUGGACAGAGGGAGAGAGAGACAUCUUCCCUCCUCCCUGUGGUGUGCUGCCUGUUGAGCGUGGACAGAGGGAGAGAGACAUCUUUCCUCCUCUCUGUGGUGUGCUGCCUGUUGAGUAUGGACAGAGGGAGAGAGACAUUUGUGUUCAUACAAUGUCUUUAGGAUUGUUGGGUUUGUUGGCAACCUUCCUGUGGUAUGCUUCAAAAGCAAAGUCAAUUUCAUAAAGUAAACUCAGUUAAAUCAAUUCAAGUUAAAUGUACACUAUGCAGCACGCUAUCAAUGUUACUAUAUUUUUCUUUGAAGGAAUUUUAUUUAUUUAAUUCUACAGCUUUUACAGAAUUUACGGACUUCCACAAAGGUGCUUGCAGGUGGAAAUGUUGCACAACACACCUUUUAAUAUAGAUUUAGUUGUCAACCGUCAAAACAUAGUUUUUGUCAUAAGUAGCUUCCUCAUACUUAGUUAUGAUACUUCCCAAGAUGUAUGUGGAAGUAGACCACUCACAAACGAGGAACGGAGAUGGACUCAUCAGACAAGGGAAAGGACAGUCAUGGAGUUGGCAAAAUCAACCACUAGAGAGCAGCAUUGUUAUGGACAUAGCCACCCCAUUUUUCCUUUUGAACUGGGAGAGCGAAAUAUGUCAGCAUUUUGCUAAAUUGCUUAAACUAGGGAAGCAGAACCCUGCAUUUCUGAGAUAUGGGAAAUGUAAUUGUUAGUGGAAACUCACUCCUCCAGAGAGCAACAACCUUAGUUUCAUUAUGAAACAGGAAAUUAUUUUAUUAAUAUCACUAAUUUCCCUUUUCAAGGAAUAGGAUUUUUCUGCAAUGUCUGACUUUCUGGGAACUAUUCAAUAUCAAGGAUUUUCAAAGAACCCUGACAUUGCUAUAAGAGAAAUUGACUAAGUAUGCAAGUUGCAAGGACAAUUACAAUCACAUUACAAAAACAAUCACAUUCGCAUGCUUUCCAUGGUUAUGUGCUAUAGGAGGGGAGUCUUGAGAAACUCUUUCAGUCUGAGAUAUUAAUAUUCCCUACAGGGUUUGAUCUCGGGGGCCAAGUGGCCAUUGGUAUCUCCCAUUGGAAGAGUCCAUUCCCUCCCAGAGGUCACCCCCUGUGUGACAGUCCUGAUGGGGUUCGCUCCGAGGCCUCCGCCGCCGCGGCUCCGCAACUCCCUGAGUACCCAGAGCCAGUGUCCUGUCCUGCCUCCCUGUCAAUCAACCCUGUAUCAUCCCACUGCAGCGCCAGCCAGGAGACCAUCAGCGACAGCCAGGAGACCAUCAGCGACAGCAGCACAAGUAAGGUUUCACCUUUCAACUUUGAACCCUGACUUCAUUCUAAUUUCAGCCAUGUGGUUUGGUCCCUAAGAAGCCAGUCUAGAAACGGCUUAUCCUGCCAAAGCUCAGAACCUUUGCCGUUGACAGUAAUCGGUGUAGAUGGCAGUAGUGAGAGCCAUCAGGAGAUGUAUACUGAACGAAAAUAUAAAUGCAACAUGCAACAAUUUCAUUGAUUUUACUGAGUUACAGUUCAUAUAAGGAAUAGAGUCAUAUAUUUGUGUUUAUAUUUGUGUUUACAGAGUUUAUAUUUGUGUUCAGUAUAGAUGUGAUAAUGACAGUAGUGUCUGUGCUUUUGUGAGUUAGGCCAGUACAGUGUUUAUCAGUGCCAAUGGUGAUGAGUCAUAUCGAGUCAGUCUGUUGGUUCUGAGUUACACAUAAGAGAGUAUCCUGGAAUCACAUUAUAGGAUGAACACACCUGGGUCGUUCCAUGUCAUUUCAGCAAGCCAUGACACCCACUACCUCAGAUUGUUCUGAAAUUGUUUCUUUAGUUAGAAACAGAUAAGAUGUCCUGCAACAUUAUUUUUUGAAAUAUAAUUUUUUGAAAAUCAUUUGAUAUCUGAGACAUUAAGCUAAUGGAUUGCACCCAAAUUGGCCAUUUUUUAUUUAUUGGAUUCAUAUAGUACCUAACAUCCGAUUUGGACCCAACUUUUUUCUAACAAUGAGUAAGACAUGAGGAAUCCAAAGAAAUAGUCAUAAGCCACCAACGGGGUCCCCACGCCAAUCCCACCCCAAUAAUGAGUAUAAAGUAUCAGUUCUCUGACUGACAAGUAGUAUGGAGCUGCGGCUCUGAGUAUUGUUUCUUCAUCCUAUGUAAUGUAUUCUCAGUAAAUUUGGUGAUGUUUUUUUUCCCCUGUUCAGAGAAAUGUGUCAUUGAAGUUUGAUAGGUAUAUGUCCCAUCCUACAUCCUUUUAUUACCAGGUUCUUACCACUAGAUUGUUAAUGCUAUGAAUUGACUUUUUUUUUAAGAAUCCCCCUCCCCCUCAAUGUUAAAGGGAUAUUUCACCCAAAUUACAAAAAAAUAUAUAUAUAUCCUUACCCUGUAAGCAGUCUAUGGACAAGGUAUGACAGCAAUCCAUGCUUUGGUUUUAUUUACCUUGUGUGACUGUCCUUAUCUAUCAGUGUAUCAGUGUUUUGUUACUUGUCAUGUUUUGUAUUUUUUGUGGACCCCAGGAAGAGUAGCUGUGACUUCUGCAAAAGCUAAUGGGGAUUAUAAUAAACAAACAAACCUGGCCACUAUUUCAAAUGCUAACUUUUUAGCAUUUGUGGCACAAAUCCAAUGCAAGUCAAUGGUACCUAUAUUAGCAUUUUCGCGCUUCAUGUCCAAAUCAUCUAUAAGUAACAUCAUUGAGUUACACAAUCCAUUUUGUGUUACUUUAGGAUCAUUUGGAUAUGAAGUGUGAAAAUGCUAAUAUAGGUACUAUUGACUUGCAUUGGAUUUCUGACACAAAUGCUAAAAAGUUAGCAUUGAAACAGUGGCCAACAAAUCAAAGCAUGGGUUGCUGACAUACCUUGUCCAUAGACUGCUUACAGGGUAAGGAAACCAAUAUGUAAUUUUGUAAUUUGGGUGAACUAUCCCUUUAACAUUUAUGGGGGGGAUUCUUCAAUAUUUUCUCACCUAAUAGCAGGAACAGCACCAUCUAGUGGUCAGAACCUGGUGAUAUCCGGAUGUAGGAUGGGACAUAAACCUAACAACUUCAAUGACUAAUUUCUCUGAACAGGGGAAAAAAAACAUCAACAAAUUCUCUGGGAAUACAUUACAUAGGAUGAAGAAACAAUACUCAGAGCCGCAGCUCCAUACUACUUGUCAGACAUAGAGAACUGAUACUAUAUACAUUUUCGUACAUUUUACAUUUGAGUUAUUUAGCAGACGCUCUUAUCCAGAGCGACUUACAGGAGCAUUAGGGUUAAGUGCCUUGCUCAAGGGCACAUCGACAGAUUUUUUACCUAUUUGACUCUGGGAUUUGAACCAGCGACCUUUCAGUUACUGGCCUAACGCUACCUGCUGCUAGGCUACCUGCCACCUCUAUAUACUAGUUGAUGGGGUGGGAUUGGCAUGGGUGUGGGUGAUCCGUGAGUGGCUUUUGAACAUUUCUUUGGACAACUCAUUGUUAGUAAAAAAGUUUAUUAGGUACUAUAUUUAUUGAAUAUUAUAUGAAUCCUAAACAUUGAAAAUGGCCAAUUUGGGUGCAAUCAAUUAGCUUAAUUUUUCAGAUCAAAUUAUAUUUCAACAAAAGAAUGUUGCAGGAAUGCUAAUCUUAUCUGUUUCUAACAACCAAAACAAUUUCAGAACUUUUUGAGGUGGAACGACCCACCUCUGACCUUUUGAAAUAAUAUGUGGAGGCUUUCCACUUUAUUGGUUGACUGUGGAUCUAAAUAUGUGUCAAUAUUAGAAUGGAAUAUUUGAAACACCAUACUGUACGUCACAAAAUCUAACAAUGCUGGAAAUAAUUCAGUGCUGAAACAAAUAUGAUUGUUACACACACACACACACACACACACACAGUGCAUUUCUGGUUAGCACACUGUGUUCCAGUUGGAUCCUGCAUGAAAACUAACAAAUUGUUAAAAUAGUGUUACUAACAUGGUAAAGCGUACAGCAGACUUUUGAAAACACACUUUUGGAAAGCAGCCAGCUAUUAUAUAUGUAGGGUUUGUUUAAUUUGCAGUAGCGUGACACUCACUCUGAGUAUUGCAUGCAAGUAGAGUGACUAAUGGUAGAAUUCUCUAAGGGAUUCCUCCUUUAAAAGAUACACACUGUAUUUGUGAAUGUGCAUUUGUGUGAGGUGCUGGCUUUUAAAGAACACAUUGACACCCAGAGCAGCAACAACUGUCAUUCCUUUGGUCAACAACGACACUGAUACAGCCAGCCCUGCUCCGAUUGGCUACCCUCAAAGCUCCUCUCCCACGGAUUGGCUGACGGGUUGACUGAUAAAGAAUACUGAUUGUCUUGCAGCUCUCUAGCUCUCCCCCCUCGCUCUCUCCCUCUCUGCAUAAACAUUCUGCUUGUAUUUUUCCCUGAGAGAGGAUCUAAGCUGGUCUCCAUCUGUUUCUUCCUGAGCUUUGCCUCGUGCCGACUGGACAGAGGUUUAUAUAAUCUGAGGGAUGUUUUGAGGAUGAGCGGAGUGUGUGUUUCACUGUGAGUGUGUGUGUGUGUGAGAGCGUGCGGGAGCUCAGGAGCUAGAGCAGAGUGCUGCGGUGCUCGGGAGUGGAGGUAAAUAUUGUGAAUGCAGCUGAUCGCCUCUGCAGAAGGUCGUUUUCCUUUUCCCGCUGCGGGGUCUUUAGUACCGGAGCCAAGUUUUGCUAGUUGUAGCUACUGUAGUGCUUGUGGAGCCUCCACUGGGGCGGCCCCGGGGCUGUGUUGUCCUCUCCUCCUGUUGCCCUCUGAGGGGUUGAAGCUCUCCCCCGCUCCACCUCGCAUGGUGAGUGCUGCAGGCAACUUGUUUUAGACCCACAGCAGUGUUUUUUUCUCUGUAGUGGUUUUGCUGCAGUGAUUCUCUCUCUCUCUGUCGUUCUCUCUCCCCCUCUCUCUCUCUCUCUCUCUCUCUCUCUCUCUCUCUCUCUCUCUCUCUCUCUCUCUCUCUCUCUCAAUGACCCACAUGUACUCUUCUCCUUUUACUGUCUAUUUUCUCUGUUCUCUUUUCAUACUGUUGUGUUCCUGAACCAUACAGGCGUUUGACCUUCACACACAUACACACACUCUCUCUCCCUCUUUCUCCCAUCUCUCCUUAGCUCCCGUUCCCCCCUUCUCUCUCUCUCUCCCCGUAUCGCCCUCCCACACGGUUUCACUACGGGGGUUGUAAAUGAGCUGUGUGUCCUAAGUGUAGCACUCCUCCAUUAUGCAUGGUUCAGGGAAGGAGAAGUGGGUCAGGGAUCAGUGGAGACACUGUGUGUCCGUGCUCCGUUGCCCGUCUGGCAGGCGUGAAACGGCCAUUGUGUUGCCCUGGGGCCUGACGGAGCCUGGAGGUCUGUUGUCCCCUGACUGUGCUGAUGUAGUGGUCCAGAACCAUCCUCUGUCUUCCUGAUUCCUGGUCGCCAUGGCAACCCCCCCCCCCACCCCCCCACCCCCACCCCCACCCAACCACCCCCACACCCUUUUUUUUUUCUUUUUUUUUCGCUCAGUUACCCAACCAGCUAGCCUUCUGUGAGCUGUCAUGCUAAGGCAAGGUUAUGUCAUAUGAAAUGAGGAGGUAUUAGUGAUCUCAUUAAGGAAUACUUUUUCGCAAGAAGGAUUUCUCUACUGACAAUCAUCAGUGGCUUAUGAUUCAGGGUUACAAAUCAACUAGCUAUACUGUUAUACUGUAAAAUAUUUUGUUCAGUUCAAAAGUCGUUGUCGCAGCAUAACUAGCAGUUCAUACACUUGCAAAUGGGAGACAACAUCUUAAUAUGGUGGUUCAAAAAAGUUUUAUUGUACCCAAGAAUGUAAUGCAAUGUAACUCACCAUUGUUGCAUCAGUGGGAGCCUGGAAGCCCUGGGCUUGUUUCCUGCUUCCUGAUGCAUGGAGAAGUCCGCUAACUAUCUAUUUGAAAGCCAAAGGAAACUAGAGGGCUUCUAACUUUGACUAUUUAUUAUAAUAAUAAUAAUAAUAUGCCAUUUAGCAGACGCUUUUAUCCAAAGCGACUUACAGUCAUGUGCGCAUACAUUUUUACGUAUGGGUGGUCCCCGGGGAUCGAACCCACCACCCUGGCGUUACAAGCGCCAUGCUCUACCAAUUGAGCUACAGAGGACCACAUUCCAUUCUAACCUUACUUCUGAUUCAAAUAUUCUCAUGUAGCCUAGAUUGUUGGGUUAAUCAGUGUCUGACUGGGUAUCAUGCAACAUUGGCUGUAGUCUGUCCUGUUCAACAGCUCUAGAUUAUUAUUAUUAUUACAUAUAUUUUACCCCCUUUUUCUCCCCAAUUUCGAUCUUGUCUCAUCGCUGCAACACCAGGGUUGUGGGUUUGAUUCCCACGUGGGACCAGUACGGGAAAAGUACGAAAAUGUAUGCACUCACUACUGUAAGUUGCUCGGGCUAAGAGUGUCUGCUAAAUGACUAAAGUGUAUGUGUGCUGCUGCCCAGUGGUCAUUCAGAGGCAACAAAACCACUGUCGUUAAUUAUUGAUGAAUUUCUGUUUCUCUAUGGACACCUAGGCUUCUAUCAUCUGUCAUAGAUCAACCUAAUGGUCUAUUAGUAGGCCAAUCAUCUUGUCAUGUUCAAUAUUUGUAAUUUUCCAGGGUAUAGUCUACUGACUAGUUAAUAUAAAGCAUGUAGAGACAUAACCUUUUAUAAAGUAUAUCUUAAAUGUAAAGUGUUUUCUCAAUGUUGUGACUUGUGCUUAAUUUUGAACUUAGAGGGUACUGUGGUAGUCAUAGAAACAGCAUGAAAUAAACCUUGCGUUUGGAAUUAGCAGGUCAUUGGAUUUUGAUGGGCACAGAUUUAAUUUUAAAGUGUGCAAAUGAUAUGCUUUGAUAUGUAAAUUCACACCGGCAGAGCUACAUUAGACAACUCUUUCAAAUGUAAUGUUAUUAUGGAAGGAAUCAAUCUAUUUCUAUAGUGCCCUAGCUUUUAUCACUCACAUCUCCUUUGGGGCUGCUCUAACCUCUACUCGCGCUAUAAAAUACCUCCUAGCCGCUGACGGUUGAGUGAAACGUUUAUUACAACCCAAGUCACAGAGUGAAGCCGACCAUCGAUUUCAGGAGGAAAGAGUUAAUGGUGGUUUUAUUACCUGCUGCUAUAUCAAUACCUCAGCCACUGCGGAAGGGCGCGAGCGUUGAGCGUUCUCCCUCCCUCUCCUUCUCUGUAUGUCUGGGGCUCAGCAGAAAGAUUCUGCUGAGUUGCGGAGCUGUCACAAAGGGAAAUUCAGCGUUCAGGCCAUCGACGACCUUCCCCAGAGACAAGGCUCGUCAGAAUGAAGAGUGGGUCACAGACCUCUUCAGAGGGGUUGUUGUUAGCCUCCUCACUAGGCCAUGUUAGAUAAUGGCUCCUCUCAGCGGGCGCACAGAAUCACUUCAGGGCACACCAUUUCUUUCUCUGAUCAAUUGCAUUAGUAUAAAAAACAUUUGGGCAAACAAUAUAGCUCAGUAUUUGUAUUUAUUUUAUACAGUCUUUUUUGCUCAUCUUUAUUAAGGGUGUCAAUAAUUUCAGACCCGACUGUAUAGAGAUAAAUACAGUACCAGUCAAGAGUUUGGACACACCUACUCAUUCAAGGGUUUUUCUUUAUUUUUACUAUUUUCUACAUUGUAGAAUAAUACAUAUGGAAUCAUGUAGUAACCAAAAAAGUGUUAAACAAAUCAAAAUAUAUUUUAUAUUUGAGAUUCUUCAAAAUAGCCACCCUUUGCCUUGAUGACAGCUUUGCACACUCUUGGCAUUCUGGAAACCUGGAAUGCUUUUCCAACAGUCUUGAAGGAGUUCCCACAUAUGCUGAGCACUUGUUGGCUGCUUUUCCUUCACUCUGCGGUCCAACUCAUCCCAAACCAUCUCAAUUGGGUUGAGGUCGGGUGAUUGUGGAGGCCAGGUCAUCUGAUGCAGCACUCCAUCACUCUCCUCUGUGGUCAAAUAGCCCUUACACAGCCUGGAGGUGUGUUGGGUCAUUGUCCUGUUGAAAAACAAAUGAUAGUCCCACUAAGCCCAAACCAGAUGGGAUGGCAUAUCGCUGCAGAAUGCUGUGGUAGCCAUGCUGGUUAAGUGUGCCUUGAAUUCUAAAUAAAUCACUGACAGGGUCACCAGCAAAGCACCAUCACACCUCCUCCUCCAUGCUUCACAGUGGGAACCACACAUGCAGAGAUCAUCCGUUCACCUACUCUGCAUCUCACAAAGACAUGGCGGUUGGAACCCAAAAUCUCAAAUUUGGACUCAUCAGACAAAAGGACAGAUUUCCACCUUUCUUGGCCCAAGCAAGUCUCUUCUUCUUUUUGGUGUCCUUUAGUAGUGGUUUCUUUGCAACAAUUCGACCAUGAUGGCGUGAUUCACACAGUCUCUUUUGAACUUAUCCUCUGCAGCAUAGGUAACUCUGGGUCUUCCUUUCCUGUGGCGGUCCUCAUGAGAGCUAGUUUCAUCAUUGCGCUUGAUGGGUUUUGGCGACUGCAGUUGAAGAAACUUUCAAAGUUCUUGAAAUGUUCCGUAUUGACUGACCUUCAUGUCUUAAAGUAAUGAUGGACUGUCGUUUCUCUUUGCUUAUUUGAGCUGUUCUUGCCAUAAUAUGGACUUGGUAUUUUACCAAAUAGGGCUAUUUUCUGUAUACCACCCCUACCUUGUCACAACACAUUGAUUGGCUCAAACGCAUUAAGAAGGAAAGACAUUCCACAAAUUAACUUUUAACAAGGUUAAAUUGAUCUGUUAAUUGAAAUGUAUUCCAGGUGUCUAUCUCAUGAAGCUGGUUGAGAGAAUGCCAAGAGUGUGCAAAGCUGUCAUCAAGGCAAAGGGUGGCUACUUUGAAGAAUCUCAAAUAUAAAAUAAAGAAAAAUCCUGGAAUGAGUAGGUGUGUCCAAAUAUUUGAAUGGUGCUGUAUAUCUAUCUCUACAUCUCCUUUGGAGCCACUGUAAAGCUUACUCAUGAUUUGCAUGUCUAUAUAAUAGUGAUGCGGGGGGGGGGGGGGGGGGGGGGGUCGAUACAGUUACAAUACAGUUGGUCAAUAUUAUAUUCAUAUUUGACACAAAGUACUUUUUUUGCUACUGUAGGUAGCAUUAGGUAGCGCUAUCGGCUGUGGUCUUACCUGCGCCAAAACGCUGGUAUUUACAUCCUAUAGCUUGUCCUCCAUCUUCUUUUUAAAUAGUAAGACAACAUGGUUUCAGCACUUUUAUUUCCCUGUCUGAUCAAAACGAGGUUUCUCAUGCUCUCUCUUGUCUCUCUGCAGCAGACAUAUAGUGAGCAACAUGUUUGAAACAUCGAAUCGCAAUAAAAUCACAGUAUCGAAUCUCAAUAAAAUCACAGUAUCGAAUCGCAAUAAAAUCACAGUAUCGAAUCGCAAUCAAAUCACAGUAUUGAAUCGCAAUACAUAUAGAAUCGCAAUACAUAUAGAAUCGCAAUACAUAUAUAGAAUCGCAAUACAUAUAGAAUCACAAUACAUAUAGAAUCGUGAGAAUCGUCAUACAUAACAUAUCGGCAUCUAAGUAUGGUGAUAAUAUUGUAACAUGAGGUCCCUGGCAAUUCCCAGGGACUCACCUAUCUCCCAUUACCUAACCAACAGAGAAUGUCUCCUGAAUGUUUGAUAAGGUCUCAGAAACGUUACAGUGUGAAUGUUACUGCUCCCUUACUGUUACAUCUCUCUAUAUUUGAGGUUAUAUACCUCGUCAUGCUGACACGUUCUUUACUGAUCUCUGAUCAUAAUACCACUCUCCCUCUCUUCUAUCCUCUCUUUUUUCCACUAAAUGUGGAAAGCCCUCUUUCUCUGUCUCGCUCCCUCUUUCUCCCUCUUUCUCUCUCUCUCUCUCUCUCUCUCUCUCUCUCUCCUCGCUCUCUUUCGCGCUCUCUCUCCCUCUCUCGCUCUCUCUCUCUCCCUCCUCUCACACUCUCUCUCCCUGUCUCUCUCUCCCUGUCUCUCUCCCUCUUCUCUCUCUCCUCUCACUUUCUCUCUCUCCCUGUCUCUCUCUCUCCCUGUCUCACUCUCUCUCUGUCUCUCUCCUCCAGGUGUGAGUUUCUCUCUACAUGGGGCUGAGCUCCAGUGGCAGAGCCCCCACAGACACAGAGUGCUGCGGCCCCCGACCCCUGGGUGCGAGGCGGCGGACUCAGCCUUCUCCUUCCCCCCCACCAGGUCGCCAGUCAGAAUGGAGGAGUCCUUGGCUGGGGCUCCGGAUUCCCCCAGCACACAGGACAAUGCGCCACCCCACGGUAAGCCAUGUGGCACCUCCUUAAAGAGGUACCUCGACCAAAUAACAUUUCCAUAAUGUAACUGUUGUGCAGCACCUUUUUAAAGAGCAACUUUUAUAAGACAAAAAAACUUUAUUAAAGUUCAAAUCUGAGUGGUAGUCAUGCACUUCAGUUAAUCUUUUAGUUAUAUUAUCUGAGUUAGGAAGUAGUCUAGGUGUCCACAGAAUCAACAACAUAUUGAGGGUUUCACAAUUCACAAUGUGUUUUCUGCUGAUUUCCCGUCCAGUUCUGAAGGAUGUGAAGUUGUUAAUGGAGAGUUUGGAGGGGCUGAGCACCCCAUCCAAAGACGGCGACUCGACCCUGCUCGACCCCGGGACCAGUAGCAUCUUGGACGACAACACCAGGACUGACCCGGCACCAGAGGUGAGAGGUCAAUUACUGGUGUGUCCGUAAAGUACGUAUGGUCAAUGUGGGUUGAAGCUGGCUGCUGUAAGUAGGGGUGUAACGAUCCAUCUACUACAUCGAUGUAUCGAUUUAUAUUCCUAUGAUCCAACUACAUCGAUCUGUGCUCGGCGAGUUGGCCUUUUGGACAACAUAUAUCAAUCUAACAUCGUUUUAAAAUGUAAUAAAUCGAUUGUAUCGAUACUAGAAAAUAACCCAUUGGAUUUAAGCACGUCAGACUUUAUAUGGAUGUUUUUUCUUAGCACUUUUAAUGAUAAAGGCUUUAAACAUUACUCAAUUCAGUCUGCCUAUCCGUGACGUCAUCGCCCCGCGCCAGCAGCAGCGCAAAGGCGCAAAGACAACAAAACAUAGCAUGGCGGACGACAGAGGAGAAGCCGACGAGCGAGAAAUUAUCAAGCCACCAUUGCGGUCCUUACAAGAAACAGGAAUCUAGGAAACUUCACCUGCACUGUCCAGUAUCCAGGUAUUUAUUUCAGUCACACUGGUUGAAUUUUUGGCUAAAAGGUUACUGAAUCGAUUUCAAGUCACUGAAUCGUUUCGGAUCGUAUCGUUCUAAAUGAACCAAUAUCGUCCUUGAAUCGUAUCGACAACCACGAAUCGUGAUACAAAUCGAAUCGUUGUUAAAACGAAUCGUUACACCCCUAGCUGUAAGUGUUAUUCUUAUCCUCAUUGGGGGAUCUGAUGUUUUGCCUUCUUAGGGUGAACACAUUGGUUUCUUACUACAAUAGUGUGAUGUAUAACCCUUGGAAGGGCACAUUUCAAUGUUAUGCUUAUGAGCAAAGCACUUCAGCUGAACCGCCUCUGUAAAUGUUCAGCAGUGCUAAUGGUAAAAUACAUUGAAGUCACUUUGGGUCAAAACAACCUUAUAGUGGUUACUCCCUCCCUCUGUUUCUCUCCCCAGGUAGGGAGAAGUAGGUCCAGUGGGCUGUGCUUCAGUGAUGGCAAGUGCCACAUCGACUACAUCCUGGUUUACAGGAAGUCCGGUCCGCAGUCGGAGAAGAGGGAAAUAUUUGAGCGCAACAUCCGAGCUGAGGGCUUGCAGAUGGAGAAGGAGGCGAGUACUACUGAGUAUUACAGUAUAAUAUAGUAUUACAGUAACAUAGUAUUACAGUAACAGUAUAUUAUAGUAUGACAGUAUUACUGUAGUCACUGAAGCUCUGCCUGUCACUCAUAAACCAACGCAAAUGUGCUGAUGGCAAGUUUCACCCUCAAUCUGGUUUAUUGCAGGGAAGCAAUUGUGCUGAGUGUGUGUGUGUGUGUGUGUGUGCGUUUGCAUGUGUGUGAGUGGCUGCCACAUAGUGUGCUGACGCAGUAGCAUCAAGGUCAUCAUCUGAAUCAUUCAAAGAGACUAUGCUGCUUCUUCUCUCCUUUAACAGCAUCAUUUGCUUCUCUCCUGCAUGGAGACGCUUUGUUAUGUUUAGGUCCUGCGAGGGUAGCUAGUUUUUCAUUUGCCUACUGUGUAGUCAGACUUCUUAUGAUGACAAGAUGCAAGGCAGAAUUCUGCUUGAAAUGAUCAGAGAAUGCAGUACUGACUAUAUAACUUGGCUACUGGGAUUUUGAAUACAUCAAACUCACAUAGUUUGGUAUCUUUUAAAGAUCCUAGUAAAAACUAUUCCACGGCCAUGACAGCGAAUGCCUGUUAACUGUGUGAGAUGUCACUAAUGGAUGUCAAAGGAAAUCUAUAUUUCAACCGUCCCUUUCCUCUCUAUGUCCAGUUAUGAAAUCCAUAAACCUCUCUACUGAAUUUGGAUACACGUGUGGCAACAUGAUUUAGAAUGGAAACAUUUUCAUUUAAAACAUUUGAUCCUUCAUUAUAUACCUUUUUAAUGUGCUAAGAAACUGUUGUAAGAAAUAGUGUUAACAGGACUUAAUAGUUCUAAUGCUGGGUCUUUUCCCCUCAAACAGUUGUCUGUGUGCAACAGUGAUGUGAUCUUCCUGAAGCUGCAUGCUCCCUGGGAGGUGCUAUGUCGCUACGCAGAGCUUAUGAACAUUCGGAUGCCGUUCAGGUGGGGAGACGAACACGCAGCCUCUGUAGCUCCAGAAACUCACACACCUAAAUCACGUCGACAGACAGGUUCCCACCACACACACUCACUCUCUCUCUCUCUCUCUCUCGCAUACUAUGAAUAUUUGCAAUGUACUUUUAUUUUCUGUAUUUCUUCAUGUUUAUUAGAUAGAAUAGUGAGAGACUGACAGGAAAGCUAGAAGAGAGUGCUCUAGAGGGGUCAGAUUCUAACACAUGUGAGCACCAGUGCAUGUGUUCCAGAAGCAUAAGCGACCUAGACUGCUAGACCACCCCAAGCCACUGCAUUGCAUUAAUGCACUGAGAUUAAGUUUUAAUAGUUGAUAAUGUUGUGGGGUUUUUCAGGAGGAAAAUCUAUUACAUGCAUCGACGGUACAAGUUCAUGAGUAGGUGAGUGUUAAUUGAUUUAUUUAUUGAUCACAUUUUUGGGGUACGACCCUAAUGUUAACGGUCUCUGGCUGUGUGUGAUGUGUGAUGUGAUUUUGGGCUUUCUGUCACCGUCCAGGAUGGAGAAGAGAAUCAACAGAUUUCGAGGAUGGCUGCCUCGCAAACCCAUGAAGUUUGACAACGACACCCUCCCUGACCUGGAGGAGAACGAGAGCUUUACCGCCCCCUUCAGUCGCUCCAGAAUACAUCAGUAAGUGUGUGUGUGUGUGUGUGUGUGUGUGUGUGUGUGUUUGUCUGUGUGUGUGUCCACCACCAGUCUGGUAUAUGGUUUUUCCUUACUAACUUAAAGGUGAAGAUUAAUCAGUCUUACAUCUUUAAACCAUAGUUCUUAGUAAGGAAAUAAACUACAUUUCCUUGUGGGUGUGGUCCAAUUUUAGGGGCCUUUUUGGGGGGCUCACAAGCGCCCGUCAAGGCAAAAUUAUAUAGAAUGCACUGAGAUGACCUCAGACCAAAAUGGUGUGCUUUUCAAAAGCUCAAUAAAUCCAACGGACUGGAGCGGUUUAGAAGAAAUAUGAUCUAGGAUCCUUUUCUCUGUCAAUAUUCUGUUACAGUUUCACCAUUCACAACAAAGACACGUUCUUCAACAACGCUACCAGGAGUCGCAUCGUCCAUCAUAUCUUGCAAAGGGUCAAAUAUGAGGAGGGCAAAGACAAAAUGGGUGAGGCUUUUAUCAUCAUAUAACACAGUUACAAAUGGCCUCUGGAUAAUACAUUUACAUUGUUGUCAUUUAGCAGACGCUCUUAUCCAGAGAUACUUACAGGAGCAAUUAGGGUUAAGUGCCUUGCUCAAGGGUACAUCGACAGAAUUUUCACCUAGUCGGUUCAGGGAUUCUAAUCUGCGCCCUUUCAGUUACUGGCCCAACGCUCUUAACCGCUAGGCUACCUGCCGCCUCUCUAAAUAGUAAAAGACCACUGCUAGAUGUAAUCCAUGUUUGAGGUACAGCAUGUCUUUGGUGUGUAGAGAUAUUGACAAGUGUCUUCAUGUUCUUGUUCAUGCUCCAGGGCUGAAUCGUCUUUUGAGCAACAGUUCAUACGAGGCAGCUUUUCCCCUUCAUGAGGUAAUGCACUGACACUUCACACAUUGGCUUGGAAGAGAAAUAUCACUUGUAGGAUCUUCAUUUGAGCCAGUUCGCUACAGCAGGAAAAUAAUCCUGCGGCAACCGGAAAUGUGAAUUAUUAUGUGGUUUAUAAUUAAUGGACAUUUUUGUAGGGGUUGAUACAUUUUCAUAAGGGCAAAUCAAGUCUGAUAUUUCAAAGUGGAAAUUACAAACUUUAGAAGCCUUUUUUUAAACUCAAAUACACAACAAGUUUGCAUUUCCUGCUUAGCAGGAAAAUUCUCAGCAACAAAAGAGUGAUCAAAUGAAGAUCCUACAUCUGUAGUUAUGAUGGUACAUUACUUGCGUGUGUGUGUUAACAGGGGAGCUACAGAAGUAAGAACUCCAUCCGGACGCAUGGGGCAGAGAACCACAGACACUUGCUGUAUGAAUGCUGGGCCUGGUGGGGGGUGUGGUACAAGUACCAGCCACUGGACCUCAUAAGGUACAACACUGUUAACACUCCUGCUGUAUAAGGACAUCACAGGUCUAAUACAGUGUAUUAUCUGCACUUUGCAGGUUGUCCCUAGAUCCUGCAAGCAAUACAACUUCACCAGCCACAUGUAUUAAAGCCACAUUAAUUAAUUAAUUAAUGGAGUGAAUUUACUAGAUCAUUAAAAACUUAUGAAGCCACAACAUCGUUGCGAUGGUUGUACAUAGUGACCUGUUUGUUGGUGUUUAUCUCCUGAUGGGUCUGUCAGGCGGUACUUCGGGGAGAAAAUUGGUCUCUAUUUUGCCUGGCUGGGCUGGUACACUGGGAUGCUGUUCCCUGCGGCGCUGGUUGGGCUCAUGGUCUUCCUCUAUGGCUGGUUCACCCUAGACCACUGCCAGGUCAGGUAAUGUGAGCUCACCUGAUACUCAUUGGUCUUCUUUAAUUAAGUUUUACCUCAAUGUUUUACCUUAAUAUUUUAUCAUUCACUUUAAUGUUUGGUCUUGUGCUAUUCCCCAAGAAAAAAUACCAAACAGACGCAUGCUUUACACUGGUGUAAAUCUGGCCUUAGUCUGGUAGAAGUCUAUUACCAAUGCUAUCAGUGCGUUAGUCGUUUGGCAGCACUGAGACAGGCUGAUAAAUGCACUAAGAACUGAUGAGUGUAUUGAACCAGGCUAAAGGUUGUCUGUGAUUCUCCAGUAAAGAAAUCUGCCAAGCCACUGACAUCAUCAUGUGCCCCAUAUGUGACGAGUACUGCCCCUACCUGAGACUCUCAGACAGCUGCAUCUAUGCCAAGGUGACUUCAGUACUACCAUGUAGAGUAUGUUAAACGUUUGCCCCAGACUGAGCACUGCUGACAAACAUCAGGGCAGUUGUGGCUAAUUCCGAUCCUGGAGAGCCACUUUGUGUGACUCAAAUGAUUUAACUAAUGAUGGUCAUAAAUGUAGACCACAAUUAUUUUGUGUUAGAGCUGGGCUGAAACAAAAGCCUGCGUACACUGCAGCUCUCCAGGAACAGUGAUUUUGUCAUUUACUUUUUAGAAAAAUAUUCAAUUGUUUGACAAACAUUUACUCCAGCGCCAUGUCACAGUAACAGAAGUAUAACUAAUUUAGCCAGGUAAUCUUUUUACUUUACAAUUUAAUUUUUAGCAGACGCUCUUAUCCAGAGCGACUUACAGUAGUGAGAGCAUACAUUUUUGUACUUGUCCCCCGUGGGAAUCGAACCCACAAGUCUGGCAUUGCAAGCGCCAUGCUCGACCAACUGAGCUACACGGGACUACUUUGUGAGCUUGCUCUGGAAAAUGUCUGACAAACAGCCCUCAUUUGCUAUCUUUAUAUACAAAUGUUACUACUGUAUGUGUUUGUACUGAAUUCCUGUUUACAGAAAUCAUUUCUCUAAGCAAUUGCUAUUGAUUUGUUUCUUGGCUUUAGGUCACCCAUCUUUUUGACAACGGAGCAACAGUUUUCUUUGCUGUAUUCAUGGCUGUGUGGGGUGAGUUUUUAUCAUUUAUUGUAAAUAUGAUAGGUUCAAUUUAAAACAAAUCUAAUUUUAUUGUAAAAUAAAGUUUAAGAAGUUACUCGUCAGCAUUCCAUGUACACUUUAUUUAAGUUACAGUAUUUACAGGGAAGUGGUACAGGGUCCUCCUCAGCGUUGCACAAGAUCCCAGGCAAAAGGUGUAUAGGGAGAGUUAGUGCAGGGCCUAGCCUCCUCAUCGUCAUAGCAGCUGGGCCUAGGCAGGGAGGAUUCAGCCACUUCUACAUCAUAACGACAGUAAGCAGGUGGUUUCACACUCUUCAAAUCCUCUGGAAGUUGAAUGAUGGAAGAAGGGACUGAAACAUCUGGAAUACAUGUGUUAUUAACAUUACCUCCAGUUUAGUCAAAUGAAAGGUCUCAUUUCAACCUGCUAAACUUUUGAUUUCAGAAUGUAGUGAGAUCGAAAGUGUUCAGUGGAUUUGAUAAAACAAAAACAAAGGUUUUUAUCAAACUAGAUAUUUGCUUUGGUCAGUUAAUGGAUCACUACACUGUGUCAAGGCAACAUCCCUGGAAUAGACCUACCUGUUGUUGGGAGCUUCCCUGUAGAGGGCAGGUUUUUAAGAGCCUGCUUUAGCCUCGUGUCAUAACUCCAGCACUUCAGCAGGCAGAACACAGCUAGGUAGAACUGCAGGCCAAAGGUCAACAGAAGCGCUAGCCAAAUGAAGACCUGAGUGGCUGUGUGAGAAGACAGGUGGGGAAAAAUUAUUAGGGAGAGGGUGAGUGAGUGAGGUAAAGGAAGAGAGCAAAGAUGGUAGAGACUGAUGUGGAGGAAGGGAUGAUCGAAUGUCUACGGUUAAUCCAAAAUAUCCCUGGGGAAAUGGACCUAGAUUAGGCCUAGCACAUCUUGACAAGAGCUCCUAAUGGCCAGGGCCAAGCCUUUUGCAAUGUAUAGCAAAGUAACCAAACAGAAGUUGUAGACUGUAACCAGUGUGGUGGAAAAAUCACUCCGAAGGCAGUCCGAUCUCAAUAUACAAAAGCUUUAUUACGAGCAUUCAUGCAAGGGAAAACCAAUUUGACUCGCUCUUUGUUCUCACAGACAUUGUAUACAGACCGAGGAUGGGUGGGGUGUAUCACAUGCCCUUCAAAUGAGUCCGGUACUUCUGCUUAUCACCACAAAUAGUAGGCCCAGAGAAAAUCAUACCAAGGACAUAUCCACUCCCCCACAGAUCCGGGGAUAACAGGAACCAUGAAAGAUUGUUUGACAGAAAGUUAGAACUGGGCAAUUUAGAAACAGUUAUAAAACAGACUGAUUAUAAUACAUAUCAGGGAACAGGCAACCUUACAGACAAGACGAGGAACAGGAUGACCUGUGUCUUCUUCAGGUCAUAUUUGAUAACAAAUCUAAUUUUCUCUUCUACACCAGUCCUCUUCCAUCUGUUUUCCAGAAACGUACGCAAUUGAACAAUAGGCAUAAACUAUGGCUUUAAUACACUUUAGAUACCUGACUGUAAACUGCCACAUGCUAAUCCAUACUACCAAUAGUGACCAGUCCUCUCUCUAUUCCAGAUACAGUGCCUUCGGAAAGUAUUCAGACCCCUUUUUCCACAUUUUGUUACGUUACAGCCUUAUUCUAAAAUCGACUAAAUUGGUUUUUUUCUUCAUCAAUCUACACACAAUACCCCAAAAUGACAAAGCAAAAACAGGUUUUUAUAAACUUUUGCUAAUUUAUAACAAAUAAACCCAGGAAAUAUCACAUUUACAUAAGUAUUCAGACCCUUUACUCAGUACUUUGUUGAAGCACCUUUGGCAGCAAUUACAGCAUUGAGUCUUUUUGGGUAUGAGGCUACAAGCUUGGCACACCUGUAUUUGGGGAGUUUCUCCCAUUCUUCUCUGUAGAUCUUCUCAAGCUCUGUCAGGUUGGAUGGGGAGCGUAGCUGAACAGCUAUUUUCAGGUCUCUCAGAGAUGUUCGAUCGGGUUCAAGUCCGGGCUCUGGCUGGGCCACUCAAGGACAUUCAGAGACUUGUCCCGAAGCCAUUCCUGCGUUGUCUUGGCUGUGUGCUUAGGUUCGUUGUCCUGUUGGAAGGUGAACCUUCACCCCAGUCUGAGGUCCUGAGCGCUCUGGAGCAGCUUUUCAUCAAGGAUCUCUCUGUACUUUGCUCCGUUCAUCUUUCACUCGAUCCUGACUAGUCUCCCAGUCCCUGCCGCUGAAAAACAUCCCAACAGCAUGAUGCUGCCACCACCAUGCUUCACCGUAGGGAUGGUGCCAGGUUUCCUCCAGACGUGACGCUUGGCAUUCAGGCCAAAGAGUUCAAUCUUGGUUUCAUCAGACCCGAGAAUCUUGUUUUUCAUGGUCUGAGAGUCUGUAGGUGCCUUCUGGCAAACUCCAAGCGGGCUGUCAUGUGCCUUUUACUGAGGAGUGGCUUCCGUCUGGCCACUCUACCAUAAAGGCCUGAUUGGUGGAGUGCUGCAGAGAUGGUUGUCCUUCUGGAAGUUUCUUCCAUCUCCAUAAAGGAGCUCUAGAGCUCUGUCAGAGUGACCAUCGGGGUCUUGGUCACCUCCCUGACCAAGACCCUUCUCCCCCGAUUGCUCAGUUUGGCCAGGCAGCCAUCUCUAGGAAGAGUCUUGGUGGUUCCAAACUUCUUCCAUUUAAGAAUGAUGGAGGCCACUGUGUUCUUGGGGACCUUCAAUGCUACAGAAAUUUUUUGGUACCCUUCCCCAGAUCUGUGCCUCAACACAAUCCUGUCUCUGAGCUCUACGGACAAUUCCUUCGACCUCAUGGCUUGGUUUUUGCUCUGACAUGCACUGUCAACUGUGAGACCUUAUAUAGACAGGUGUGUGCCUUUCCAAAUCAUUUCCAAUAAAUUGAAUUUACCACAGGUGGACUCCAAUCAAGUUGUAGAAACAUCUCAAGGAUGAUCAAUGGAAAACAGGAUGCACCUGAGCUCAAUUUCGAGUCUCAUAGCAUUUAUAUUGAAUACAUUUGCAAACAUUUCUAAAAACCUGUUUUCGCUUCGUCAUUAUGGGGUAUUGUGUGUAGAUUGAUGAGGAUUUGUUUUUAUUUAAUCAAUUUUAGAAUAAGGCUGUAACGUAACAAAAUGUGGAAAAAGUCAAGGGGUCUGAAUACUUUCCGAAGGCACUGUAGUUCAAAUGAGUAAUACAAGUUGUGUAAUGUAUCUUCUAUUCUUCUUAGAGAGCUUGGUGACUUCCAAAGCUCAGGCGGUGAGUGCACUGCAAGACUGUGCUCAUAUUAAAAUAGCUGUAGCUCUUAGUUUUUCCGUUAUUGAUUGCACUGCAAAUUCAGACAUUGUCUUCAGGGCUUAUGGAAACCACUCAUACAUUCCCCUGUCGUUCAUCUUUUAUGGUGAGAAAUGUAUUGGAUAGAGGGAUUUAACUUCAACAUACAUUGGAUCAGGUAUUCAUUACACACUCUACAUAUACUACUGUACUGUAAGUCAACAAUUUAAAUUCUGUUUAUCCAAGAAUAAUUAAUUAACCAACACAUAAACAAUGGAGCAAUACUCCAAGGUGCAUUCUAUGCCAUUUUCACAUGCAAAUAUAGCACUUGAUUUGAGUGUGUCACCGCAUGGUCUGUGAUUUACUCACCCUCCGUUGGUUCUGGCUCCCAGACCCAGACGUCUGGCUGGGAAAGGUCCAGAGAGAAGCUGUCAUUCUGUGGACAGCCCAUCGAUCAUCGUCCUUGCACAGAACCAGGACCUAUCUAGACAAGACGGAGACAUUAGUAUGUAGCAUUAACUACAGAUUGCUUUAGAUAACAUUUUGGACUUGACAGAGGCUGUCAUACUUCUUUCAUAAGAGUUUGUGACAGUAGAGAUAACAUAUUUCUACAGUGUAUGUUAGUAGCUAUGGUUACUGAUUGCCAGUGGAGUAAAAGUCUAAAAGUAUUUAGUUUUAAAUAUACUUAAGUAUCAAAAGUAAAUGUAAUUGCAUAAAUUUACUUAAGUAUCAGAAGUAAAAGUAUAAAUAAUUUCAAAUUGCUUAUAAUAAGCAAGUCGGACAGCACAAUUUUCUUGUUUUAUUUUAUUUACGGAUAGCCAGGGGCACACUACAACACGCAGACAUAAUUUACAAACAAAGCAUUUGUGUUUAGUGAGUCCUCCAGAUCAGAGGCUGUAGGGAUGACCAGGGAUGUUCUCUUGAUAAGUGAGUGAAUUGGACCAUUUUCCUGGCCUGCUAAGCAUUGAAAAUGUAACGAGUACUUUUGGGUGUCGGGGAAAAUGUGUGGAGUAAAAAGUACAUAAUUCUCUUUAGGAAUGUAGUGAAGUAAAAGUAGGCCAAAAUAUAAAUAGUCAAGUAAAAUUCAGAUACCUAAAAAAAACGACUUAAGUACUUUGCACCACUGUUGAUUGCGAACUUCUUCAUGAGUCAUGAUUGUGUCAUUUGUCAUCUAUUGUUAUACUGUUCACUGUUUUGAAAGGUCACAUGUUGAUCAAUGGUCGUUGUUUGUGAUUGCUUUACGCAGUCUUCAUGUGUACUUAGUCUUCUCCUAAUGUGUUAUAUAAUGUGUUGGUGAGAUUAAUGUAUAGGUUAAUGGGGUCAAAUGCAGGUCAUUGUUACACUAAAUAUCCACCAUUCAUCACCACAAAUCCCUUUUAUCUAACCUUCCCUUUAAUCCAUCACAAAUUGGCAGUGUUAUCUCAUUGGUACAAAGGUGAAAUAUGUUGAGUGAAAUGUUCUUCACCCAACUUCAUGCAACAAAGUAGAUCGGCUGAAAACGUGAAAACAGGUAGAAAAAUGUAAUAAACUAACCUGGAAAAUGAGGUAAUUCAUGUUAGCUACACUUCAAUAGCGCACUACUCUUUUGUAACAAUCCCAUAGCCUACUGACAUUUUGAGUCUUUGUUGUUGUUGUUGUUGUUAGUCAAAUGAUGGUAACUCUCAAAUCUACAACUGAUAAACAACCUAACUGCAUUCGGUGCUCAUUCAACUGGUAGAUUGCAAUCAUUUUCUGUAGUGCAAUUACAUUCACAUUUACAUUUUUGUCGUUUAUCUGACACACUAUCCAGACACACUUACAAUCAUAUCGGUGCAUACAAGAGGAACCACAGCUAUAAAAUUAGGACAAUAAAGCAAAACAUUUAAAAAUACAUUUAAUCAAGGCUAAAUAACUGUAUAGGCCCUCAGAUACUCAAUACAGCAGGGUUCCCCAACUGGCAGCUCACGGGCCAAAUUCUGUGGUUUUAUUUGGCCCCCAUUUUCAUUGUUGGGCAUUAAAAAAACACCAGGAAAUCAGCUCCAAGUUAUUUUAAUGUAAGAAACCUGUUCCCAACUAUUCCCACACAUAAUAGAGAGACACAACGUGAUCGUAUACAAAUGUAAGCAAGGUUUGAAAUGAUUGUUUUAGUCAAACAUUAUCUGUUUGGGCAGACUUUUUGAAGAAAAAAAUUGGCCCACGGCUGAAUCUAGUUGAUGAUCCCUGCAAUACAAUAUCGUUGGACUGCCUGUAAAUAAGUAUAAAACUCAACCUACCUGGGUUUGUCUGGAGAGCAGUGGAUCUUGCUGCAGGGCCUUGCUGUUGUCCAACACUGGACUAUUUCUUGGCAUUCACCUACAGUAGAAUACCCAUUGAAAUCACUUCAUUAACAUUCCUCUGAAGUGUGCUCCCCUGCUGCUGGCUCUGCAGAAACAUGUGCCUUUCCACCAAAAGAGACCGCUAGUCACUGACUGGCCUCAUACAACUGUCUGGAACUACAGAAACAUGUGCCUUUCCAUUCAGAGCUACUAGUUCAACUGAUCUUAGUCCAGCCUCUGCAAAGAGAUUGCUCUGAUUGUCAAGUGACACACUGGUAAACAGAUUGGCAAUGGGUAACCCAUCCCAAGGACUUUGUUCAGGAGAACCUACCCUCUCUCUCCAGUGCUUUAAAGGCAGCAGUGGCUUGUUUGAAAUGACCUAUUGCACAGCGUCCAUCCUAAAUAGCUAGAAUAGUGAACGAUUUUAGAUAACUGAAGUAACGGUAUGAAUCCUGGCACCCAGCAACUGUGCUGCAAAAUUGUCUUAUCUGAAUGUGGAGAACUACUUGAAGUGAUAAUUGAAUCAUUUUGAGUCAUGCAAAACAACCUUCCUUCAACAAAGAAAGAGAUUAAUUUAAAUGAUUCCUGUUUUCGGCAGCAAUGCUAGAGAUGGUUACAUUUAAAUGAUUCUGUUUGUAUUACAUUGCCAACAUUGUUUUAUGGCUUGAACACAAGUGUACAUACAGUGGGGGAAAAAAGUAUUUAGUCAGCCACCAAUUGUGCAAGUUCUCCCACUUAAAAAGAUGAGAGAGGCCUGUAAUUUUCAUCACAGGUACACGUCAACUAUGACAGACAAAAUGAGGGGAAAAAUCCAGAAAAUCACAUUGUAGGAUUUUUAAUGAAUUUAUUUGAAAUUAUGGUGGAAAAUAAGUAUUUGGUCAAUAACAAAAGUUUCUCAAUACUUUGUUAUAUACCCUUUGUUGGCAAUGACACAGGUCAAACGUUUUCUGUAAGUCUUCACAAGGUUUUCACACACUGUUGCUGGUAUUUUGGUCCAUUCCUCCAUGCAGAUCUCCUCUAGAGCAGUGAUGUUUUGGGGCUGUCGCUGGGCAACACGGACUUUCAACUCCCUCCAAAGAUUUUCUAUGGGGUUGAGAUCUGGAGACUGGCUAGGCCACUCCAGGACCUUGAAAUGCUUCUUACGAAGCCACUCCUUCGUUGCCCGGGCGGUGUGUUUGGGAUCAUUGUCAUGCUGAAAGACCCAGCCACGUUUCAUCUUCAAUGCCCUUGCUGAUGGAAGGAGGUUUUCACUCAAAAUCUCACAAUACAUGGCCCCAUUCAUUCUUUCCUUUACACGGAUCAGUCGUCCUGGUCCCUUUGCAGAAAAACAGCCCCAAAGCAUGAUGUUUCCACCCCCAUUCUUCACAGUAGGUAUGGUGUUCUUUGGAUGCAACUCAGCAUUCUUUGUCCUCCAAACACGACGAGUUUAGUUUUUACCAAAAAGUUCUAUUUUGGUUUCAUCUGACCAUAUGACAUUCUCCCAAUCCUCUUCUGGAUCAUCCAAAUGCACUCUAGCAAACUUCAGACGGGCCUGGACAUGUACUGGCUUAAGCAGGGGGACACUGCAGGAUUUGAGUCCCUGGCGGCGUAGUGUGUUACUGAUGGUAGGCUUUGUUACUUUGGUCCCAGCUCUCUGCAGGUCAUUCACUAGGUCCCCCCGUGUGGUUCUGGGAUUUUUGCUCACCAUUCUUGUGAUCAUUUUGACCCCACGGGGUGAGAUCUUGCGUGGAGCCCCAGAUCGAGGGAGAUUAUCAGUGGUCUUGUAUGUCUUCCAUUUCCUAAUAAUUGCUCCCACAGUUGAUUUCUUCAAACCAAGCUGCUUACCUAUUGCAGAUUCAGUCUUCCCAGCCUGGUGCAGGUCUACAAUUUUUUUUCUGGUGUCCUUUGACAGCUCUUUGGUCUUGGCCAUAGUGGAGUUUGGAGUGUGACUGUUUGAGGUUGUGGACAGGUGUCUUUUAUACUGAUAACACGUUCAAACAGGUGCCAUUAAUACAGGUAACGAGUGGAGGACAGAGGAGCCUCUUAAAGAAGUUGUUACAGGUCUGUGAGAGCCAGAAAUCUUGCUUGUUUGUAGGUGACCAAAUACUUAUUUUCCACCAUAAUUUGCAAAUAAAUUCAUUAAAAAUCCUACAAUGUGAUUUUCUAGAUUUUUUUCUCUCAAUUUGUCUGUCAUAGUUGACGUGUACCUAUGAUGAAAAUUACAGGCCUCUCUCAUCUUUUUAAGUGGGAGAACUUGCACAAUUGGUGGCUGACUAAAUACUUUUUUCCCCACUGUACUUGUCCCACAUUGAAUAUGACACAUACUGACCUAGCCCUAACAACCCUCAAACACUAACCUAGUUGUGUAUUUUAGCAACCGUGUUUCUCGAGUUCUGGAAGAGGCGGCGAGCGGUCCUUGCGUAUGACUGGGACCUAAUUGACUGGGAGGAAGAGGAGGUAAAAAUACAUUCAUUAUGAUCAGCAUCAUCAAUUUAGAAAUAACCUCCCAGUUAUAACGUGUGUGUGUGUGUGUGUGUGUGUGUGUGUGUGUGUGUGUGUGUGUGUGUGUGUGUGUGUGUGUGUGUGUGUGUGUGUGUGUGUGUGUGUGUGUGUGUGUGUGUGUGUGUGUGUGAACGUAUAAAUGGUAAUGAACUGUCUGCUGUUUUUCAACCAUGAAGACCUUUUCAACAAAAAAAUUAUUACAUUUCUUAAAAGAUUUGAACAAUCAUGCCAUGAAGGUCCUAGGGACAUUCCACUUUUUGAUGUAUACAAAAUAUUACAAGAGGGAGCAUUGCCUUGAGAUUCCCACUCGGUUAUGACGAGGGUUGAGUAGCGGGAACUGGGUUACCAAGAUUUCCCACCCAAACCCAAUCCCUUUUCCCGGGAUAAAUAACUACAAGAAACCGGUAAAUUAUUUAUAUGAACAGCAUGAUGUGAAAUAGAACUGUUAAAUUAUAUGCAAUGUCUAAAUCUUCUCUAGGCUACGGCCUUCUCUCUGCUAUCGCAUAUCUGCAUGAUCAAUCAUCAAUACUCAGGUUGGGGACAGACUGCGCAUCUCAGUAUUCACAAUGCAUGUAUCAUCUCAUCAUGGUAGGGUGACUUGGGGUUAAACGCCCCCCAGUGUUAAACGCCCCCCUCCUGUAAUUCUCAUAAAUUCCACUUUAUAUCACCCCAAGAAAAUUCAACACUUUACACUAGUCUUGCUCAACUAAAAAUGUUAUCGGCCUCGUCUCACCUUAAGUCACUCCAACAACGAUUUUGAGGUACAUUGUUCUAGUAUUUUUUUUUAAACAACCCCUUUCUAAAGUUUGUUUUUAUAGAAUAACCAAAAAUAUAUUCAUUCUGCCAACACUUAUUUUCCUUCAAAAUGUGUUUGCCUAAGGAUAGCCAGUUUUGCACAUAUCUAAAUCUUACCAAACGCUGCUUUUUUCUGUCAGAAAUAUACAUUUCCCUUAGGGGGGGGGGGCGUCCGUCCGUCCCCCGUCCCCCGUCCCUUAACUUUUUUUUCUUGUGACAAGUAGGCCUACAUUUGCUGCAGUAAUAUAAGGACUGAAUGCACAUCUAAUUUACACAUCUCCAUCUGGCUUUCGGGGGUCAUCUUAUUUUUUUUGUUUAAAGAUUAUUAUUUUUUAUUCCAGCUGCAGAGUUUUAAAACACCCUAUCACUCCAAUGUCAUUGCUUUAAAUCAGUGCGCAUGUGACCACUCUCUCGCAGUGUUUCUCUCUGUCCAUCAAUUCCAUUCAAAUUGCAUCCAAAAUAGAUAAUCCUGUUGAUUUAUAUAUACAGUAGAUGUCCUAGCCUACCUCUUCCAGGUAAUACAUAUUAGCAUUAUAUGUAGCUAAUGAAUGAUGGGUUCAUAUGCAUAAGCUUCUAACUUUUGCGCAUACGCACCCACACUCCUCUCUCCUCUCUUUCUUUAAAAAACACUCCUUAGCUCUUGGAGUCCCAGGAAAAGCUAGACUAGAAUAGCUUGCUGGACUUUUUAUUUCAGCAUUUCUUAUACUAAUAGACUAUUGGAAGAGGGAUGCAAGCUCUUGUUUGCUGAACAUUAAAUACAGCAGCCCAUAGAACUCAUUGGGAGUUUGAAAGAAGAGAGAAUGCGCGAUGGCGGUAUACUAUGGCAGUUAUUUAUUCAGACCCAUAACCAUUCAAUCUUCGUGAAGAGAAGUGAAAGCCGUCGGCAUCUUCUAGUCUUAUAUUAUUCAAGGAUGUCAUUAGAAUGAUGAAGAUAAGGACAAUGAAACUAAUUUCAUUUAACUGUUGAAAGUGAGGAAGGAAUGAAGCAACAAUAGAGAGAGCGAUGAGGUAGUAUAAUACAGACGUCGACAACAUUAGCGGAAAUAUUAUGAAAGGUGUAUAUAUGUUUAAGCCUACAAAUUAUAGAAAUGUAAAAUAGGACUUAAUACAUUUUAAAAUCAAAUUCACUUGCCUAUAAUUGUAACUUUGUAGGACCCAUGUCCUUUACCAGCAUCACAGCUUCUCUCCCAGCUUCAUGGUUUGAGCGAGGUACGUAAUUCCAGUCCAUAUAAUACAGGACAGUAACGUAGUCCACACUCAAAGAUUCAACACUUUAGAAUGACACUUCCGGUUUUGGCGGGAAAUACCAGGUUACCCGGGAGAAAAGUUAUUUAUUCUCGGGGAUGGACAUUUGUAAAAUACCAGGAAAAUAUUCAACCUUAGUUAUGACACUCUGCUGUGUUCUUGAAAUACCCACAGUUUGUGUUCUAAAGCUGUUUCAAGAAAGCCAAGGAGACGUGUCAUGACUACAUUUUGCAGAUGUUUGCAGAACAUUCUGAGAGUGUUUGUGGCUCAGCCAGCUUUCUGUGUGCUGCAGGAGGAAAUCCGUCCCCAGUUUGAGGCCAAAUAUUCCAAAAAGGAGAGGAUGAACCCCAUAUCUGGAAAGCCUGAGCCGUACCAGGCCUUUACAGACAAGUACAGCCGACUCAUUGUCUCAGCUUCUGGAAUCUUCUUUAUGGUAAGUCCCUGGAAUAGGUAUAGUGAAUAUUUCGUAAUAAUUUAAUUUGAGUAGGGACAGAUGCAUUAAAAUGGUUUGCAUGUUGCCUCAUGCUUGCUGCUUGUUAAACCAGUUUCCCACUGGUUUAUGUUUGAAUUCAUUCAAAUCUUCAGUAUGUGGCCCAUGUAGGAAUCAAACCCACAACUGUGAUGUUGCAAGCAAGCCAACUCAACCCAGUGAGCAAUUAAUCAGAUUUGCCUUGUUGCUAUAUGUGUGCCUGACCAGAAUGUUUUAUUGACCUCCUCAGAUCCUGGUGGUGAUCGCUGCCGUCUUCGGCAUUGUGAUUUACCGCGUGAUCACAGUCAGCACUUUUGCCGCCUUCGGCUGGGCUCUUAUCAGGAACAACUCUCAGGUGGCCACCACCGGCACAGCCGUGUGCAUCAACUUCUGCAUCAUCAUGCUCCUCAAUGUGGUAAAGGCUUUGUUGAAAAAUGCAUUUAGGAUUAUGAGAUCAAUAAAGUGGCAUAUAUACAGCACCAGUCAAAAGUUUGGACACACCUACUCAUUCCAGGGUUUUUCUUUAUUUUUACUAUUUUCUACAUUGUAGAAUAAUAGUGAAGACAUCAAAACUGUGAAAUAACACAUAUGGAAUCAUGUCAUAACCAAAAGCGUGUUAAAGAAAUCAAAAUAUAUUUUAUAUUUGAGAUUCUUCAACACUCUUGGCAUUCUCUCAACCAGCUUCAUGAGGUAGUCACAUGGUAUGCAUUUCAAUUAACAGGUGUGCCUUGUUAAAAGUUAAUUUGUGGAAUUUCUUUCCUUAAUGCGUUUGAGCCAAUCAGUUGUGUUGUGACAAGGUAGGGGUUGUAUACAGAAGAUAGCCCUAUUUGGUAAAAUACCAAGUCAAUAUUAUGUCAAGAGCUCAAAUAAGCAAAGAGAAAUGACAGUCCAUUAUUACUUUAAGACAUGAAGGUCGGUCAAUCCGGAAAAUUUCAGGAACUUUGAAAGUUUCUUCAAGUGCAGUCGCAAAAACCAUCAAGCGCAAUGAUGAAACUGGCUCUCAUGAGGACCGCCACAGAAAAGGAAGACCCAGAGUUACCUCUGCUGCAGAGGAUAAUUUCAUUAGAGUUAACUGCCCCUCAAUUGCAGCCCAAAUAAAUGCUUCUCAGAGUUCAAGUCACAACAUCAACUGUUCAGAGGAGACUGUGUGAAUCAGGCCUUCAUGGUCGAAUUGCUGCAAAGAAACCACUACUAAAGGACACCAAUAAUAAGAAGAGACCUGCUUGGGCCAAGAAACACGAGCAAUGGACAUUAGACUAGUGGAAAUCUGUCCUUUGGUCUGGAGUCCAAAUUUGAGAUUUUUGGUUCCAACCGCCGUGUCUUUGUGAGAUGCGGUGUGGGUGAACGGAUGAUCUCCGCAUGUGUAUUUCCCACCGUAAAGCAUGGAGGAAGAGGUGUUAUGGUGUGGGGGUGCUUUGCUGGUGACACUGUCUGUGAUUUAUUUAGAAUUCAAGGCACACUUAACCAGAAUGGCUACCACAGCAUUCUGCAGCGAUACACCAUCCCAUCUGGUUUGGGCUUAAUGGGACUAUCAUUUGUUUUUCAACAGGACAAUGACCCAACACACCUCCAGGCUGUGUAAGGGAUAUUUUACCAAGAAGGAGAUUUAUGGAGUUCUGCAUCAGAUGACCUGGCCUACACAAUCCCCUGAUCUCAACCCAAUUGAGAUGGUUUGGGAUGAGUCGGACGGCAGAGUGAAGGAAAAGCAGCCAACAAGUGCUCAGCAUAUGUGGGAACUCCUUCAAGACUGUUGGAAAAGCAUUCCAGGUGAAGCUGGUUGAGAGAAUGCCAAGAGUGUGCAAAGCUGUCAUCAAGGCAAAGGGUGGCUAUUUGAAGAAUCUCAAAUAUAAAAUAUAUUUUGAUUUGUUUAACACUUUUGUGGUUACUACAUGAUUCCAUGUGUGUUAUUUCAUAGUUUUGAUGUCUUCACUAUUAUUCUACAAUGUAAAAAAAAUAGUAAAAAUAAAGAAAAACCCUUGAAUGAGUAGGUGUGUCCAAACCUUUGACUGGUUGUGUGUAUGUAUGUAUGUAGGGGAGGAGAUAGGUUAAAGAAGGAUAUUUAAAGCCUUGAGACAAUUGAGUCAUGGAUUGUGUAUGUGUGCCAUUCAGAGGAGGAAUGGCCAAGACAAAAUAUUUAAGUGCCUUUGAACGUGGUAUGGUAGCAGGUGCCAGGUGCACCAGUUUGAGUGUGUCAAGAACUGCAACUCUGCUGGGUUUUUCACAAUCAACAGUUUCCCGUGUGUAUCAUGAAUGGUCCACCACCCAAAGGACAUCCAGCCAACGGCAGGCCAGUGGUUGAAAACGGGUCAUUGAUGAAAGAGGACAAAGGAGGCUGACAUGAAUUGUGCAGAGCAACAGACAGGCUACAGUUAGUCAACUGACAGUCAAGUACAACAUUGGUGCCCAAAGACUCAUAAAAGAAUGCAAAACUCGUCGUACCUUGACACGAAUGGGGUAUGGCAGCCAACGACCUUACAGAGUUCCACUUCUUUCAGCAAAAACAAGAAACUGCGGUUGCAGUGGGCUAAGCAACGAAAACACUGGACACUGGAGAAUUGGAAAAACAUUGCCUGGUCUGAUGAAUCCUGGUUCCUGCUAUUUCACACUGAUGCGUGUCAACAUUGCAGGCUGGUGAUGGUGGUGUGAUGGUGUGGGGUGUGUUUUCAUGGCACACAUUAGGCCCCUUGAUAAAAGUGGAGCAACGUUUGAAUGCCACAGGAUAUCUGAACAUCAUUGCCAAUCAGGUGCAUCCCUUCAUGGCAGCAGUGUAUCCGUCUGCUAAUUGAUUUUUUCAGCAGGAUAAUGCCCCAUGCUAGGAUUGUCCAGGAAUGGUUCCACGAGCUUGACAGUGAAUUCAGCUUACUGCAGUGGCCUGCCCAGUCACCAGAUCUCAAUCCAGUUGAGCAUCUGUGGGAUGAGAUGGAACAAGCUAUUCGGAGUAGAGAUCCACUACCAGCCAACUUGACACAAUUGUGGCAAGAAUUGGAGUCAACAUGGGCCAGCAUCCCUGUGGAAUGCUUUUGACACCUUGUCCAUGACCCGAUUAAUUGAGGCUGUUCUGAGGGCAAAGAGGGGUGCAACUCAAUAUUAGAAAGGUGUUCUUAAUGUUUUGUACACUCAGUGUAUUUUAAUGUCUAUCAGUGGUGAAACCCUAAUGUCAUGUAGCGCUUUUUGAUAUAGUUAACUACAGUUGUGCUCAAAAUGUUGAUAAAAAUGUAUCCUAACGCCCUUCAAUGUCAGGACAUCGCGCUUUAGCUACAACAGCAUGAGAAUAAGGAAAAUAAAACCAUAUUAACUGGUAACCUUGUUUUUUUUUUCAGUUGUAUGAAAAAGUCGCCCUUCUGCUCACCAAUUUAGGUAAGCUACAAGUGUUCCUCCAUCUGUCAUCAUGCUGUAACAUGCCCUCUCUCCCUCUCUCUCUUUCUCUCUCCCUCUCUCUCUUUCUCUCUCCCUCUCUUUAUGUUUCUUUAAUCUUAUUCUCCAUUUUCUCUGUUUCUCUCCCUCUGGCUCUAUAUCCACAGAGCAGCCAAGGACUGAGUCAGAGUGGGAGAACAGCUUCACCCUGAAGAUGUUCCUGUUUCAGUUUGUCAAUCUCAACAGCUCUACCUUCUACAUUGCUUUUUUCCUGGGCAGGUGAGGAAACAUCUCUACUUCAUGGGGUUAAAUCGUAAUAUCGACCAUAUUUCACACUAUAUUUCAUUGAGAUUGGUUAGUAGAAUGAUGUGACCACCUUUGUCAGGUUCACUGGUCGGCCAGGAGCCUAUAUCCGCCUCAUUAACCGCUGGAAACUGGAAGAGGUGAGUGAACUAAGGCUUUUCAAAUGUGUUCAACGUGGAACAUUUCUAGUGGAAAGUACUCUUGUGGACAGAUGCACGUAACAUAAAUGGUAGUAGCAUCUGUCGACAGACUGUGGGAUGCCACAACGAAUUAGGAACUUUGAUCCAGUACGUAGAGUUUUAAUCGCUGAUUAUAUCACAAAUUCGCAGGCGCUCGCAUCUUUUGAAUUUAGGAAGUGGAGGGGACAUUUGUCCCAGAGACUUGCCAGAAACUGUCUGAGAGUUUCAGUUUAGAGGGGUGGAGACUUCACUAGUUUCUUUAGUAUAUUUCCUAACACGUGUGAUGGUGUUCUGGGUGUCCCAGAUUAAGUGGAAAGUAGCUUGGAACACUGUAUUGUCACUCGAACCUCUGUGUUAUGAACCAGAAAAUUAGGGUGUAGGGUUACUGUAUAGUUAGUUGAACAGUUGUUUAUUGAUUGAAGUGGCGGCACUGUUUCCCCUGUCUGUGUAGUGCCAUCCCAGUGGCUGUUUGAUAGAUCUCUGCAUGCAGAUGGGUAUCAUCAUGGUGCUCAAGCAGACCUGGAACAACUUCAUGGAGCUGGGCUACCCGUGAGUAUGGCCUGCCUUAGCCAAUUAGACGCAGAUAGCGCCUAGCAUGUCAUCUCCACCAGUCACCCCCCCGUGACUCUUAAUAAUUGGUUGUUUGUCAGGCUGAUCCAGAACUGGUGGACACGGCGAAGGCUGAGGCAGGAGCACGGCCCCAACGCCAAGGCCAGCUUCCCGCAGUGGGAGAGGGACUACAACCUGCAGCCCAUGAAUGCCUACGGACUGUUUGACGAAUACCUGGAGAUGAGUAUGUGCCCUUUGACCCUGAGCCCACGUUUAAAGUAACUGUCCAGUGAAAAUCUCACUUUUAAAAGGUCAUAUUCUGUUAACUCAUACCCAAAUAAUGUUGUUGGCUCAUCCUAUACUCGUAUUUGUGGCAAAAACAUACAUAGGAGAAAAAACACUUCAAAAACCCCAUGUCAAACUGACCGUUUAAAAAAUGCUUGCUAUUUCAACAUAGAGGAUGAUGUCAUCCUCCUGAGAAGGAUGAGCUGGCCAAUCAGUGGUCUACUCAAAUAAAUGUUUUUAAUGACCAGUAUGCACCCACACCUUUCUGUUGUUGGGGUACGCCAUUCCAAUACAGAAAAGCUGCUUUUUAACAUACUUAAUUACCAUUUUUUGGAAGGAAAAAUUUCACUCAUAUUAUAAUUAAUUAUAGGUUAUAUUCCAUAGAAAUCUGGAAACACUGGACAGUUACUUUAAAACGCAAAUAAUUUCUACCUCAAUUUCAUUCAAGCACAAUCAAUCAAUUGACCAAUCAGAAGAGCCAUAUAGACCUGAGUGAGCAACCAAGUAAGCCACUGCUCUGCAUUGAGAACACUGAGAAUCAUUGCCGUCAUCAUCUUGUAUACGGUUAAUACACAAGUGCAGAAAACAUAGCUAACUCCUCUGUGUAAGAUGGGUGUAAAAAUGUGUUGAUGUUGUAAGUUUGUUAUCAUCGAUAGAUCCUCUUCUUUCUGUUUGUCCCAUUCCCAUCAGUGGUGCUUACACUGUUCUGUUUGUUAUGUUCACACGCUUUCACUACAAAUGGCUCAAUUUUAGACACUUUGGGAUGAUUGGGACAUGAAAUGCUAAACAUGCUAAUAUUGGGGAUAUUGAUUUUUGGACAAAAAUACUAAAAUGUUAGCAUUUGGAAAUUUGGGUAACACUUUACAUAGGGUUCUUAUUACUGUGUAAUUAUUCCUGUGAGUACAGUGUUACAAGUAUUGUAACUCAUAGUUACACUCCAACUUACAGCAGCACAACUAACCCUAGCAGCACCCCUAGACAUAACCAUUAGUUACACGAACAGUAUGUACAGUGUAGCAAUGAGUAAUUACAAUACUUGUUGCACUGCUUACAAUAAUAAUUAUACAGUAAUUAGACUACUGUAACGUAAAUUGUUAAAAGUUGAGAGAACCUAUUGGUCAGUUGUGGGACACCAACUCCGUUGUCAUUUCUCCCUGAUUGCCUGAUUGCUUGCAGUGAACAUGAAAGGUACUGUAGAAAAAAAUGUUGUUUACUAGUUAGGUCAUGAAUGCAUGUGCCAAAUAUGUUUAUUGCACUCCUUGCCAUCAUAUUCUGCUUUGCCAGGCAAACUGCACAUGGAGAGGACAAAGCCCAUGAAUAUUAGCUUAGGACCUAAUUACUUCUAUAGAACAAAUAUUUCCACUGGGCAAAACAGUGUCCUAUGAGGAGCUGUGGGUGGUUCUGGGGUGGGGAAAGUGCUGGUGUUAGUGCCAAAUUUUUCUCCAGCCAGCCAAAACAAUAACACACCUGACUACAGUCUAUUGAUGACUAUAGAUCACCUCAGAGGAUGCUGAUUAAUCGGGCUAGUUUCUGGGUGGUGGAAAUGACCUUUCUGCCGGAGAGAUUCCAGAAUGAAAUACAGCCUACUUGAAUAAGUGGCCAGUUCAUUGAUUAAACGUCACAAGGCCCACAUAAGGCUAAAAACAUCUGUCAUAAGAAUACAGAAUUUAUAACAAUUUAUACCAGUGUUACAAAUGAUCCGGGAAUGUAAUUUACCAAGUAAACACUGGUGUAAGAAUAAUGAGUGGUUAUGUAUGAUGUCAUUAUUGAAAAGUUAUUAUCUCAUAGUUAACUGAAGUAUAAUGCUAUACAAUUCUCCAUGUGAAAUGUCCAUAUCAAUCUGUAAGCUCUUCACCUUUAAAGGAAUAACAUCCUCUAAAACGGCAUGCAGCCUCUGCCAACUUUACUAACUAGGAGAUAUCAUUAUUGAAAUGUCAUCAUUUCAAUAUUUCACUAUUUUAUAAUCCUCUAAUACAGUUUGACAUUUAAGAACUGUUGAGUAAAAACCAGAACAUGUUUGGACAGUAAGAACUCUAACCUGCUCUUGUUACAUUCUACAAUAAGUUGAUCUACAUGACUGACUUAACCUCUUUGCCCCCUGGGGAACUGGAGGUCGAAGGUUAACCAUAAUCCAGCAUUCGUACUGUGUUAGCUCAUGUAAACCAUUAUAUACAUGCCAUGUACUGUAUGUCAUGUUUACAUUUAUUUACCAGCGACAUGAAUCCUUGUCUAUAUAGUUUUUUCCACAUGUGUAUAUUGAGGGAAAAACUCCACCCAAAAACGAUCUUUUGGUAUUUGUUUUAUUAGUCCAUUGUUGACAUAGUCCCAAAAGGUUUUGCUUGUCAGCACUCAAGUUUUCAAGAUAUGGAACUUUCAAAGUACAGAAAUCAUCCCUGUAUGAUGCAUUUUGCAUCAUAUGAUGCUGCAUUUUGCAUCAUAUGCAUCAUAAGCAGAUGAUUUCUGUAUUUUGAAAGUUCCAUAUCUUGAAAACUUGAGCGCUGACAAGCAAAACCUUUUGGGACUAUGUCAACAAUGGACUAAUAAAACAAAUACCAAAAUAUAGUUUUUGGGGUGGAGUUGUCCUUUAAUUAAGUCUUUUAAGUAUGAUUAUGUGAAGUAUACAUAAAGCAGGCACAUGCCAUGUAUUAAUCACACAAUGGUUACUUGAAGCAUUUCUCCUACAUGUGUUUGAUGUAGACAGAUAUAUGUAUGACAGUGUCAGAUGACCGUGACAUUUAUGACAAUGACAGAUCAGUGUAACACUUAGGCUAGGAUUCCGUGGUUGCACACAGCAUGCAACUAUAUCCACAUGCAUGUGUCACUGUUUAUUUUAACCCAUAAUGCUAUUUUAACCCAUAAUGCUCCAUAGAUCCAUUAUGUGAUGUCUCUGUAGGCUUUUGAAUGCUGAUUUGUAAUUACGCUCGAUGUACUACCGUCUGUGACUUCCUUGGCGAGGCUCUUCACGAAGCACAAAAUCUAAAUGGCUAACUUUGUCCUGUGCAAUGCCACACGCACAGUAACAAUUGUGACAUUGAAUGGUAUAACCUCAAAUCAUAUUGGCCUUUCAGAGUGAAUAUGGCUUUGGGUUGGCCAUCUGUACAAAAUGAAAUGGGGUUUUUGAAUGGGGUUUUGAAUAGGACUACUGUUCAUGCUUUACUCUCUGUGCCUGUGUGUUUUUCAGUUUUACAGUUUGGCUUCACCACCAUAUUUGUGGCAGCUUUCCCCCUGGCCCCGCUCCUGGCCCUCCUCAACAACAUCAUCGAGAUUCGCCUGGACGCCUACAAGUUUGUCACCCAGUGGCGGCGACCGCUGCCCACUCAAGCCAAAGACAUAGGUUAGGCUCAUCUUCCGCUCUGACCGUCCCCUACUGUAGGGCCAUUUUCAAAGGAACGCAAAACAUGCCGUAUAGACAUAAUUGUUUUACGCCAACACCGUGCCUCAGCUAUUUUCACUCAAUAGAACCCUAUUUUAUUCGUUUCAGCACAGACAACCAAUUUUAGCCGACUAGUCUUUUAUGCUUCAUACUUUUGGAAUCAUUUUCAAACCCCUUUGAGUAUUCUUUGAAGAAGUCCUGACAAAGGCUGCUUGUUGGUGAACCGUAAUAAAUCAUUUGCAUCGGAGCAAGAACAUUCUUUUAUUUUCUCUCCAGGGAUCUGGUACGGCAUCCUGGAGGGCAUCGGUAUCCUGUCCGUCAUCACCAAUGCCUUUGUCAUCGCCGUCACCUCCGACUUCAUCCCACGCCUUGUCUACGCAUACAAGUACGGCCCGUGUGCCGGGCAGGGCCGAGCCGGGGAGAGGUGAGUGAGCCAGACCACAGUGACCACACAGACAAAGUGUCUGCCUUUGACAUGUAUUAUGGUUAGUAAUAGAGGGCAGCGGCAUUGUCCUGCAUCACAAUGUCAAAGCACUGACAUUUUAUUGUUUCCUGUCCAGGUGCAUGAUGGGAUAUGUGAACGCCAGUCUAUCGAUGUUCAGAGUGUCUGAUUUUGAGAACAAGUCGGAGCCCAGGACAGAUGGAUCGGAGACAUUUGGAGAAGCAGUGAAGUACUGCAGGUAGGUUUGGUGACCAAAGAGAGUCUUGGUAUGGUUGGGCUUGUUUGAACAGAAAAGUCAUAACCUUUGACCUUUUGACCCUGUGUUUGACCCCCAGGUACCGUGACUACAGAGAGCCCCCAGACUCGCCCGGUGAACCAUACUCCUACACGCUGCAGUUCUGGCAUGUCCUGGCCGCACGGCUGGCCUUCAUCAUAGUCUUCGAGGUUAGUUUGUAAAAUUAAUUCUAUUAAACUCAGAUACCGCAUGCAAAACCAUAACAAUGUUCAGCCAAGAUUGCAUUCUGUAAUUACUGUACUAUUGUGCUUUUGUAGCACAUGGUUUUCACCAUCAAGAACCUGAUCGCCUACCUGAUCCCAGACCUGCCCAAGGACCUGCGGGACCGCAUGCGGCGGGAGAAGUACCUGAUCCAGGAGAUGAUGUACGAGGCUGAGCUAGAGAGACUGCAGAAGGAGAAGAACGAGAAGAAGAAGAAUUACAGGGCCAAUCAUAACGCGUUGCCCUGA